Erythranthe guttata (spotted monkey flower) is the source of this 1948-nucleotide messenger RNA. RefSeq names its product F-box/FBD/LRR-repeat protein At4g26340. The record is from RefSeq and is a predicted model, not a curated record. Gene Ontology annotation, molecular function: protein binding. NCBI's taxonomy places the organism in Eukaryota, Viridiplantae, Streptophyta, Magnoliopsida, Lamiales, Phrymaceae.
CUAUCAACCUCUCUAACAACAUAAUUAUUCUUCUUCCUUUUCCUUUCUAUUUAACUAUCCUAUCGGUGCCCUAGAAAUCCUAAUUUCAGGUAGAAUUUAAAUCGGAUCGCAAUUUUUCUUCCGCACUGUUUCAGAUUCAUAUCCCACAAUUCAAUUCCUUCUAAUUCGUGUUUGUCGUUUGUAGGAAGAACUGAUUUUUUCAUCUCUCUCUUUCCGUUGAACAAAUUUAAUUUUUUUUUGGUUAUUCAAACAAGUUUUUCACCAAAACUUGCGAUAGCGAUGGAGGUGAAGAAGCGCGAGGCGGAUUUAGAUACACAAACCCCAAGAAAACGACAGCGGACGCACAAGGGAACUGGGAUUGAAGAGCUGCCUGAUGAUGUCAUUGUUGACAUUCUGUCUCGUAUGAGCAUCAAAGAUGCUGUCAGAACGAGCGUUCUCUCUUCCAGAUGGAGAUAUCUAUGGAUGUCUAUGUCUGUCACAUUGGAAUUUCAUGAUAAGGAUAUUGCUACUCGGAAAAAGUUCAGAGCUUUCGUGAAACACGUCCUCGAGUUGUAUAACCGUGUUGAUGGUUUGGUUAUUCAUUUUUCUAAUACAAGGCAAAAGACUGAAUCUACUGCCAUUGAUCAUUGGGUAUAUUCCGCCAUGCUUAAGCAAGUAAAAAGAUUUGAAUUGGAUUUGUCGGCCGACUGUGGCUUUCACUGCAGCUACGAAUUUCCUAGCUUUGUAAAAUUGCUAACGCAAUUUCAUCGUGAUAAGUACCGUCAGUUCGGGUCUAUGAGGAGCUCCCUAAGAUACCUUAAUGGUUUUGUCUCUCUAAGAACACUUAAAUUGGUUGACGUCGAUAUACAAGAUGAGAUGGUUCAAUAUUUCCUAGACUCGUGUCCUUGUAUUGAACAGUUAUGCAUAAGGGCCUCCGAUGCUACAAAACAUCUUCGAGUUGUCGAUCCAUUGCCAAAUCUGAAGGAACUUGAAAUAUCUGAUUGUUGCAAUCUCGAAAGUCUGGAGAUAUCUGCCACAAAUCUUGCCUCGUGUACGUACCAAGGAAGUGAAAUCAGUCUACCGUUCAAGAAAACUCGAGAUCCCUUCGAGCUAACUCUCGGUGGGGUAUUUUGUAAGUCCUUCGUGUACGAACCUAAUAAACACUCGAGCUAUUCAGCUCAACUGGUGAAGCUUGUCUUGAAUCUUCAAACUGAGGAUGUUCAAAGGGAGAGCAUCAAGAGAACAAUUGCUCCUCCUGAAUUUCAUCAGUUUGGAUCUCUAAAGCAGCUGGAAUUGAAUAUUGUGUCAAAAGUUGGCCGGAGCCUUCUCUUUUUCACAUCAUUGAUCGAUGCAUCUCCUCUCCUUCACGAGUUUAAACUCAAGAUAGACUACUUGGUGUCCCGCCCAUGGUAUUUAGAUUACGAGAUAAAAAGCAUGAUACCAUUUCCAGAAGUAACUCCAGAAGAGGCAAAGAGGUUUCGUCAUAAAAAUCUGAAGGUUGUUAAAAUGGUUGGGUACUGCGGGUGUCUUAGUGAAGAAAAUUUCCUUGUGCAUUUGCUUAAGAAUUCCCCCUCGGUAGAGACAAUCUUUAUAGACACGGACUGCGAUUAUUACUCGGACCAUUGGGACAACUUUGUGGUCAUGUAUAGACUUAGACAAGAUGGGAAAUAUCCGAUGAUCAAGCCCGCGACGAGAGAGGCAACGCUAAUGGAUAACGACGUAUCCAAACAGUUUGAUUCAAGAAAGUGUGAGGAGACCGUGAAAUCCCGUCACUACUCAAUGGGCAAUAACAAGUUAUGGACACAAUUUGACGCAAGAAUUCAUGCCCGGAUAUUGAGAUCCAGAUUCCCGUCACCAAUAAAAUUUGUUAUAACAUAACGUUUGUGUGUGUGUAUAAACAUACAUGUUGCCGUAAUUUAGUAUUUAUGUUUCAACAGAUCCAUAUAUUUACCUAGUACGCGUGUUGGUC